Messenger RNA from Hymenoscyphus albidus, 467 nucleotides. Lineage: Eukaryota; Fungi; Ascomycota; Leotiomycetes; Helotiales; Helotiaceae. The record is from the annotation of a GenBank genome assembly.
AUGAAUAAGUUCAGAUCCAUCAGCAUCUUCCGAACGACGCAAUUGGCCACAAGAAGUUCCGGUUUCGCAAGAAGGACGAUACAACCGCAACAAGGAUGGAACUCCUCAUCUGAAAAACCUACUUCUCCACAUGUUCGCAUAAACCCUGUCCUCCAUAUCUCGACAACAUUCAUAGGUAUAGGUACUAACCAAUCUUCGCUCCACAGAUAGGAUUCUAUAAAACCUUCACGCGACCCAUUGCGAAAGUCAUGCUCAUGGCUGUCUUCACGUACCAACUCGCAUACUGGGCCUGGGUCAAGCUCGAGAAGGACGAGAUUAAAGCGCAGAAGACUGGUGAGUCGUGGUAAUCAAGGGAAAUGAGGAGAUGGACUGAUGGUUUUGGUAAAGCAGAGAUUAAAGCGUUGGAGGAGGAGUUGGAGAAGUUGAUUGCUCUUGCGGAGGAGGCGGGGAUUAAAGUUAAGCCCUGA